UAAUCAAUAAUCUAAUAGAUAUUUUAUAACAAAUAAUUUCUUUGUUUAACUUUUAACUAUUCUAAUUAUGUUUUAUUUUAUUUAAAUUUAAAUGUAAUAUUUGAAGAAUUCGUUAUAGUAGUUCUUGGUUCGAUUGAUGGGUACAUCAACUCCACAUAAACCGGGAAAUCUCUUAUUGGUUUUUUUCCCAGCGCACUUGGAACCGGUUUUGCCGAUUUUGUACACCGGUUGUCCUAAGUAGUUUCCACCAGGCCCAUAAUUGCAGGCCAGUUUUAAAUUGUACCAUUUGUACGUACCGUCGUGGUGCGCGAAAUACGACAUGGCGCAUCCGAUUUCUUUGGUAUCGGCCCACACUAAUUGCGUGUAAUGGCCUAUCAUAGCAUCCCUAAAAAUAACAAAAAUAAGCGACCGAUUUUGUAGCAUUUAUAUUUACAUAUGUAUAUCGCAUACCUCUCUUCGUGCUUGUUGACCCACGAGGAACUAAAUUCUGCUACUUCAUCAUACCAUCCCAGGAUCAUUUUUUUUAUCAUCGAUAGUUUGUCCAGUUGGCUUGGAUCUGUGGAUCCCACGUAUGCUAAAUUUUGACCAACCCACGAAAAUUCAGCUAGAAAAUAUAAAUUUAUAAUUAGAAGCCAACUCGUGGAUGAAAAUUAAUUAAAAAUAAUUAAAACUUUAACCGCAAUCUUUUUAGAGUGAUAUGAGGAAAGGUUUUACAAAUGUUGUUUUUGUUUUCCAAAUUUCGAUCCAAACGAAAAAUUUUCAAUUUCAAAACUUUUUUUAAUGCUAUAUAGGUAAUUUAAAAUUUUAUAUAAUAUAGGAUUGCACGUCUAUGUGUUUCUAAAACGGUAAAACAUGAUUUUACGCUAUUAAUAAUAUUCAUUCUUUGGUAAAGUUUGAUUACUAAACAUUGCGUUAUUAAUGUAGUGGUUUUUUGUAUACAACAAUAAUUAGCGGUUUUUAGCAUCUAACGGUAUUUUUAAUUUAAGAACAUUGUGGAGUUACGGUUGAGUACCUAAGAAAUUAAUUUUUACUAUGACUUUUGACGAAUUAUGGGAUAUCUUGGAAGUAAGUUAAUCUUUUUAUUCGAAUCCCAUAAUUUCUGGUUCGUUGAACUGAAGCCAAAUAUUAUCAAUUAAAAAAUGAUUAAGCCAAGAACCACUAGCAAAAUACAAGUGUGUUACAACAAAUAAUUUUCAUUGUUACUAUUAUUACAUCAUUAUAUUCUUACUAAUUAUUAUUUAAAUUUUUUUAUGUCUAGUACCUAUACUGCUAAAAAAAUAUGACUUCACAUUUAAUUCGCUUCCAGAGGACGUUAUUUUUCGUGCAUUUCCCGCACUCGCGCUAUGUUAUUAACUUCUCUUCCGUUCUAAAAUUGUCGGUAACGGCGGAAAUGUUUUAAUUGUAAUUUAGAUUUAUUUACAACGCUCGACAAACUAGUUUAUUUUUUAAUUUUCUGCGACUCCUGGAGCUCCGAAAAAAAUGAGCAAAAGAAAUUACAGCUAUUACAUAAAAUGGAGACGCCACGAAAUCGACGAAGGGGUCAAAGAGAGAAUGACCCGACACAACCAAGUCGAUUUUGAUGAUGUGUUGGAAGAAAUUGGCGAAUUGGGACGUUAUCAAAUUGUUAUAUACAUUUUAGUUUGUUUGCCAGUAUUAUUUGGCGCUGCAAAUAGUUUAAGUUAUGUAUUUACGGCAGGAGUUCCUCAAUAUCGGUGUCUUAUUCCUGAAUGUGAAACGCCCGAUUCCGCCAAGUUCGAUGCUCCGUUUAUCAAAUUUGCAAUACCCCAUGAAACAGAGGGCAAAAGAGUCCUAGCUCUAAACACAGAAGCUUGCUCAAGGUACAAAACAAAGCCUAACGACGAUAGUUGUACACCAGAAGCAUUCACCAAGACCAUUGAACAAUGUUCGGAAUUUGUUUUCGAAGGCACAGAAAGGACCAUCGUCAACGAGUGGUUGCUUACUUGUUUGGAAAAUCAAUGGAAACUCGCUCUGGUCGGAUCAACGCAUUUUGCUGGUAUAAUUGUUGGUUCCUUCUUGUUCGGUGUACUAGCUGACAGAUAUGGUCGAAAAUUGUUGUUCAUAAUAGCCAUUUUCAUUAUGACUGUAGCUGGCAUAUUACAAGUGGUAUCGCCGAAUUAUUGGGUGUUUAUAUUUUUUCUUUUUUUGAACGCCGUGGGAACAUCUGGAAUUUUCCCUUUGGCUUUCAUCAUUGGUAUAGAAAUGGUCGGGAAAAGAAAACGGGAAUUCGCGGGAUUCGUGUUAAAUUAUUUCUACGCAAUAGGAGAAGCUCUUGUGGCGCCAAUUGCUUAUUUAGAGCCAAGGUGGAAGAAUAUACAACUAGUUGUCUCGGCACCAGCUGCAGUUUUUCUGGUAUAUUAUUGGUUCAUUCCGGAAUCCGUAAGAUGGCUCCUUGCUAGAGGAAAACUGACUAGAGCCAAAAAAAUUAUUCUUACCGCAGCUGAUUAUAAUAACGUCACGGUUACCGAUAACCUACUAGAUUCUCUGAAAGAAACCACAAACUUACAAAGUUUCAACGAUGAACAAAAAUCGGAAAAAAUAUUCCCGGUCGUCAAGUACAUAUGUUUAUCCAGGAAACUCGUCAUAAGAUUUCUAAUAGUAUACGUCAUAUGGAUCGUAAAUUCCUUCGUUUUCUACGGCCUCUCCAUAAACGCGACCGCUUUGAGUGGCAGCAAGUACAUCAAUUUCGCCUUGGUAACGCUCGUAGAAAUUCCUGGAUACACAUUGGCGUGGGUUUGCAUCCAGAAAAUGGGCAGGAGGUACUCGUUAAUCGGUUUCCUUCUACUGAGCGGCGUUACCUGUACAUUAACGAUUUUUGUACAGAAUACAAACUUGAAUUGGCUCGUUAUAAUGUUAUUUUUGAUUGGGAAAUUGGGCGUCACUGCGGCGUUUUCCACUACUUACGUUUAUACAGCUGAAAUGCUGCCCACUAUUGUUAGAAGCGGCGGCGUUGGUUCAAUGUCUACUAUUGGAAGAUUUGGGGCGUUGGUAGCACCGUUUGUUCCUUUACUGGGUCUUUAUUGGGCUCCGUUGCCGAUGUUAAUCUUCGGAUUUCUUGCGAUAGGCGCCGGACUUCUAGCUUUCAAGUUACCAGAAACUUACGGUUCCAAAUUACCAGAAACUGCCGAAGAAGCUGAACUUCUGUGAUUGUUAAUUACCUUAUUGAUAUUAUUGGAUAAAUCAUUGGUUUGAAUAUGAUCUGUGGUUGAAAUAAGAGUAAAAUAGACAAUACGUGAAGUCCAAUCUAAUUUUUGCUUUCUCAUUUCUCUAAUUUUUGAGAUAUUUGUCCCAAAAGUAAGUAACGAAUUAAUAAGGAAUGAAACCAAUAAAUAUGCUGACCGGAAUUGGGCAUCUAGAAGAUAUUUUUUCAUGCACAGUGAAAGUGCUAGUUAUAACUAGCAAAUGUCAAUUUCCAUUAGUUUCUAUUCAUGAAACUAACAAAACAUAACAUUUGAAUGCAUCAACUUUGGCCUUUUUACGUAUCGUAUAACAAAUCAAUUUUGCGUCACAAAACAAGUCAAAUAAUAUUUCCAUGUCAAUGUUUUUAGUACACCAUAUACAGAUUCAUAAGAGCGUCAUUCGCAAAGCUAUUCACAAGAAGACCCAUUAUCUCUAAUACUACCAUCAGUAACACUAAUUUUCUACUACCGCGCAUAUUUAGUAGACCUCCAUAAUGAUUUUCACAAAUGGCUUUCGAAUGGAUUGUAAUCUUCCUGUAACCCGCACAUUUUCAAACUGGUUUUCCACAGAUUCUUCGCCAGUUCUAGAUCAUUCGAUGUCUUCGAUGACCAGGUGGGCUUGCACUCGGCAUAGUAUCGUCCCGUUUCGUCGGCGCAAUUUUCGUGCGUCGCACAAUAAAUCGUCGUUUGGGCGCCUUGUUCGACCGAUUUGAAAAAAAACUUUUUCGAAAAAUCCAUGAAGACCCCUGACACGUGUUGCUGGAGAUUCGAAUUUAUCGCACCUGGAUGUAACGAGUAGACGUUUAUCCCUUGCACGUU
Molecule: messenger RNA, 4016 nt
Organism: Phyllotreta striolata
Lineage: Eukaryota; Metazoa; Arthropoda; Insecta; Coleoptera; Chrysomelidae
Source: the annotation of a GenBank genome assembly